Messenger RNA from Salvia hispanica, 956 nucleotides. RefSeq lists its product as uncharacterized. NCBI's taxonomy places the organism in Eukaryota, Viridiplantae, Streptophyta, Magnoliopsida, Lamiales, Lamiaceae. The record is from RefSeq and is a predicted model, not a curated record.
AAAUGUAGUUACCUCCAAUGUAAUGAAUAAAAACAGGCUGCCAACUACAAAUCUGAGCAGUUGAUCUCGACACGGGAUGCUUAUCAUGCCGAUUUACAAACAGCAAUGUUUGUCUCAUUUGACAAAGGCAGGCCAUAGGUUGAUGCAAACAAGAAUCAGAUAUGAAGUAUAUAUAUAACCUCAGAACACGAAACAAAAUGGAAAUCUGGUUCAGAGAAACGAGGUUAUGGGAAACUACUGUGUUUCUCUAGCUAUAGUCCUAGCUGUCAUUCAAGCAGCCAUUGUUGCUGAUGCUGUGCGUAUGAAGAGUGAUCUUCUUUGCAGCCAAUGUAAAGCAUGUGACACGGAUAAGUGUCCUCCUAGUGAUGCAUAUCCUCACAUGACUGCUUUUGAUGACUCCUUAAUCGCUGGCGCAUUGCAGUCUGACUAUGUCAAGUACGAAGAUAGAGGUGUUUACUCGGUGCCUAAUGUUAUAGGUGGGGUGUCGACUAACAACAACUCCUAUUUUGGCUGGGAAUCUACCUCUGGUUCAGCUUCUGGCUAUCAUAGAUUCAGGAACUACAUGGAUAAAUGCUCUGAUGAGAGCUAUCUUUCAGUAGACAGGCACGGUAGAGUGAAACUACGAGCAUUAAAGAAGCUGAGUAAUAUAUCAGAGGCAGACUGGAAAUCAAUCAAUCCACCCAAGAAACUGAACCACCGUGCAUUCAGAUUCUGGGUUUCUCAUAGUACAGGAAAAUGCCUUACGGUUUUUGAGGAGAAGUCAAAGAAACGUACCUUAGGAGUUGCUGAUUGUGAAUUUGAUGGCUCUAACCCGUUUCAGCUGUUUGCCUUCCGCUUCCAUUAUCAUAAGGCUUUCUGCUGCUGCGGAAAGUACAAUGAAUGAUAGAUUCAUGCAAUGGCAAUCGCCAUUCAAGCACAGAAUUAGAGCAGUCAGUGGAUAUCUGUAAUGAUCUGGU